Molecule: messenger RNA, 1534 nt
Organism: Cicer arietinum (chickpea)
Lineage: Eukaryota; Viridiplantae; Streptophyta; Magnoliopsida; Fabales; Fabaceae
Product: senescence/dehydration-associated protein At4g35985, chloroplastic-like
Cellular component (GO): plasma membrane
Source: RefSeq, a predicted model, not a curated record
AUAUUCCUACACAUUUUUCAACAAGUUCUCAGUUUUAUUUUAUUUUUCUUUAUAUUACAUUCCACCGAAAGUUGUAUCAACUUAACACCAUUCAUCAAGAACAGAAUAAAGCAACAAAAUAAUCUAUAGUAACAAAAUGGGAAACCUUUACCUUUCAUCUCCAAUUCUGCAUUAACAUUUCCAAAUCCACUCCUAAGAAAGAGAAAACAGCAACGGCAAAGCAGUGAUAUGGGGUGUUGCUUUCAUGGCUCCACAGCUAUGCCACCGAUGGAAACUGGAAGUACUGUUGAAGAAUAUGCAGGACCCAAGAACCUCAAACAAGAAGUUCUGAUAAAAAUACCAGAAUGCAAAGUUCAUCUGAUGGAUGAAGGAGAAGCUUUUGAACUAGCUCAAGGACAUUUCAUGGUCAUCAAAACCUUCGACGAAGAUGUGUCUCUUGCUACAAUUAUAAAAGUCGGAGAUGAUCUUCAUUGGCCUUUGACUAAAGAUGAGCCUGUAGUGAAGCUAGAUGCUCUCCAUUACUUGUUUUCAUUGCCCGUGAAAGACGGUGAGCCUCUUAGCUAUGGAUUGAGCUUUGCAGAAGAUAGUUAUGGAAGUUUGGUUUUGCUGGAUUCAUUUUUGAAAGAGCACUCUUGCUUUUCUGGCUUGAAGUUGAGUAACAAGAAUGAUCUUGAUUGGAAGGAGUUUGCUCCGAGGGUUGAUGAUUACAAUCAUUUUCUUUCCAAGGUUAUUGCAGGAGGGACUGGUCAGAUUGUGAAGGGUAUCUUCAUUUGCAGCAAUGCUUACACCAACAAGGUUCAAAAAGGAGGAGAAAUGAUCCUAAAUAGUCAUGCAGAUGAGAAAAAUAGUUUUGUGGCCAAGGAAAGUAUGAGCAACAAGAGUGUUGGUGCCUCGAAGAAGAACAAGAUCAAUAAAAACCUCAAACGUGUGAGGAAGCUGUCUAAGAUGACAGAAAAGUUAAGCAAAUCUUUGCUUAAUGGUGUUGGCAUAGUUAGUGGAUCAGUGAUGGUUCCUUUGGUUAAAUCCCAACCAGGAAAGGCAUUUCUAAAGAUGCUUCCUGGAGAGGUGUUGUUGGCUUCCCUUGAUGCAAUCAACAAAGUUCUGGAUGCAGCUGAAGCUGCUGAAAAACAAACUCUUUCUGCCACCUCCAAAGCUGCAUCCAGAAUGGUCUCUAACAGGUUUGGGGAAAAUGCUGGGGAAGCCACUGAGCAUGUUUUUGCAACUGCAGGACAUGCUGCUAACACAGCUUGGAAUGUCUUUAAGAUACGAAAGGCCAUCAAUCCAGCAACCAAUGGCGUACUCAAAAAUGCUGUCAAAAAUGCAACUUUUAAAUAUUAAAUUAAAAUUCCCAUCAAAUUGUUUGUCAGUAAAAUGUGGUGCUAUUAAUCACUAAUUUUUGUACAUAUCUAUUCAUUACAAUUUCAAGCUUUAACCUUUUUAGAAUUUAUCCGUAAGCCCUAAGCUUUUAUUUUCGGAGGGUGUAAUGCAAAUUCAUAUCAAAAAAUGUUAAAUGGAAAUUAACUCAUGUUUGGCA